Molecule: messenger RNA, 2088 nt
Organism: Corvus hawaiiensis (hawaiian crow)
Lineage: Eukaryota; Metazoa; Chordata; Aves; Passeriformes; Corvidae
Product: endothelial cell-selective adhesion molecule-like
Exons: 8
Coding region: 690-1700 (336 amino acids)
Biological process (GO): homophilic cell-cell adhesion
Cellular component (GO): adherens junction; plasma membrane
Molecular function (GO): cell-cell adhesion mediator activity
Source: RefSeq, a predicted model, not a curated record
CUUUGCAGCGUGUUCCUGGUCCGGCCCCGCGCGGAGCCGCCGGGGCCAGUGGGUUUUUAUUUCCUGGAGCUCAUCCAUCGGUGACGUUGUGACAUACGAUGAAUGUGUCGGUCCUAAUAAAAUCAAACAAACACGUACAGGCUUCCACACAUCCUUCUCCCGGGGAACCUGGGGAGGUGCUGAGCUCUUCCCUGUGGAUGUUCCCAUCAGGCAUCGUUAUUGAAGAAGUUGCUGAUUUUUUUUUACGUGGGGUGAGCACCGCCAGAGGCGGUUGCUUUCCCCACAGAGGUUCUCAGAAUCCUUGGAGAAGUGAGGAUCGCUGCCAGUCUGGAAGUUGGCAUCGCCUUUGGAUGCGGUUGAGCGCUGAGACGGUGGAGUGAGGAAGGGGAGGAGGUCACCAAUGGGUUGCCAACCCACCCUCCCUGCUCCCAGUCUACAAAAUAGAGGGAGAACAAGCAGUGUCUAAUCUCCACUGGGGCUUCGAGGUCUGACCCUGCUCUGAUCGAGGACCGGGAUAACCCUGGCUGAGCCGGGGAGGAUCUACCCGGGGCUCCCGAAAACCAGGUGUCUCCUUGGCCGUGCUGGAGGUGCAUGUGGGGACGAGCUUGGUGUUCUCUGUGGAGGGGCAGCAGGCGGUGUUGCCUGCCUGGUACACCAGCAACUCCCUGAACAAGCCCUACGUCACCUGGAUGCUGAACAAGAAUGCUGGUCCCUUCCAGGUCCUGUCAUACCUGGGCGGGGUGCCGAAGGUGGAGGAGACAGAUCUGAAGCCCCGCGUGGGGUUCCUGUACUCCAUUGUCACCCACAACAUCUCGAUUUUGAUCAACGACACCCGGGAGCAAGACUCGGGUCAGUACAUGUGCACUGUCAACGUGGUGGAUGACACCAUCAGGUUGGAAAAGAACGUCGGCAUCAUCAACCUCACUGUCCUGGUGCUGCCGGCCACCCCCACCUGCCAGCUGCACGGCAACGCCGUCGUGGGGGCCAACGUGACCCUGAGCUGCUCCUCCAAGAAGGGGAAGCCCUCGCCCAUGUACCAGUGGCAGCGCGAGUCCCCCACCCUGCAGGUCUUCUUUCCCCCUGCCCAGGACCGGGCCAGGGGCACCCUCAAGCUGACCAACCUCUCCCUUGAAAUGUCGGGGGUCUACGUCUGCAGGGCUGAAAACCAAGCGGGUUCUAAGAACUGCAGCAUCGUCCUGGAGGUACACUCAACAAGCACCAAAGCAGUCAUUGCCGGCGCCGUGCUGGGCUCCCUGGGUGCCCUUGCCACCAUCAUCUUCUUUGCCCAGAAAGUCGUCAGCUACAGGAGGAAAAAACGUGACAGCCAGGAGGAGGGACCCAACGAGAUCAAGGAAGACGCCAUGGCACCCAAAACCCCGUCGUGGGCAAGGAGCCCAGCUUCAGACACCAUGUCCAAAACCAGCACCCUGUCCUCCAUCGCCGGCACCCGGCAACCCUACGGAGCCAGACCCCCCUCCGACACCGCCUCCAUCCUCACCACCACCGGCAGCUACCGGGGACCCCCAGCCCGGGGAGGGGGGCGGCCCCCCAACCCCUCACCCCCCGCCGUUAAUGGGACCCCCCGGCGCCGCCAGGAUCCAGCUGCCACCCCGGGCUCACUGCCCCCCUCCAGCCUGGCACGAGCAGGUGCUGUCCCUGUCAUGGUGCCUGCGCAGAGCCGAGCUGGCUCCUUGGUGUGAGCACCCCUCCCAAAAGACAGGGGUGCCCAUAGCCAGCCCACCCCACUCCCUGUUUCCUGGGGUGGUUUUGUCCCUUUUUGGGUUUCCUUUUCUUUUUAACAGAUGCCUCGAGCAGCUGGACUCAUCGUGGGCCUGUUUAAUGGGUGCAGGGGCUCGCUGGGUUUGGAGGGACUGAGUCUCCCCAUAAAUAUCACCCCCCAAACCAGCCCCAGCCCCACCUCAGGGGGUCCCCUUCUUCUUAUUUUUUUUCUAUAUCUAUAUAUCAGGUGAGCUGAGGGAUUCUUCAUAAAAGAGCAUUAAAAGUGGGGGGUGGGGUGAUGGGGACGCACACACACACACACACUUUUUUUAGGGGUUUUCUGAUUAAAAGCUGCUGCACUGCCCAGCA